Trichoderma harzianum CBS 226.95 is the source of this 405-nucleotide messenger RNA. RefSeq lists its product as hypothetical. NCBI's taxonomy places the organism in Eukaryota, Fungi, Ascomycota, Sordariomycetes, Hypocreales, Hypocreaceae. The annotation marks the transcript as partial. The record is from RefSeq and is a predicted model, not a curated record. The transcript has a single exon.
CACAUAGAACAUCAACCCAUCCCGGGCAGAACAUUCAUAAUUCGGACCAGGGAAAAGCCACAUCGCAUCCUCAGCCUAAAAGGGGGGAAAUUGGAAUUCCGAGACCGUCUUAACCCUGCUUGGGGCGUCUACUGGUAUUGUCAUAAGAAUGGCCACUGGCACUUGUUUAGCAAUACAACCUCUGACACAUCCCUUGGUUAUGAUGAAUCAGGUAGGAUUUUAGCAAUGAAGACAUGUUAUAAAGAAGACGAAUUCUUCGUUCCAAUUAGGCAAGAAGGUGGCGGAUAUAUCUUACAUACGUUCCACCCUGACCAAAGGAAACUACGGCAGGUGGCUAUCGCGGAAGAUUUGUUUGGUAACCUCUUAAGAGAGCGAGAUAAAGGAGGGACGCCGUUGGAUUUUAUU